AGCACUGGUUCCCAGGACGCCGGUCCUGUCAGGUCAACCGCGACCCUUGCAGAUGCAGGGCCCGCCAAACAGCUCCCAGGCGGGCAGAAAAAAUAGCGUUGGUGACCUCAUGCCCACGCCUCGGCUUUUGAGGUCAGUGACACCAAGCAACAGCAAUAUCACAGCAGCACCACAACCAGGAAUCCCCAGCCACCCCUACAAGACGCUCUGUAUAGGCCCGCGGCCGCUGUCACAGUACCACGCUCUCUCAACCUGCCAGCCUCCACCAUGGCUCAAGUCGCAGUUCCUGGCCAGCUACUCGGCUCAACCGACAAGUACAUUGCCGGGCCUGGUACCCACGUCCGCGAGUCCAACCUCUAUGCUUCUCUGCUCGGCACUGUCGCUGUCGCGCAGCCAGACAAGGCGCCUGGCCCGUCUAAGCGGCUCAACAGGAUCAUCAGCUCGCAAGCUGGGCCCCUGCCGACCAUCUCGGUCUCACGGCCGGGCGCCGUGCACGAGAAGCAGCGCGAGGUCCUGCCCGAGGUCGGCAACAUCGUCCUGUGCCGCGUAACACGCAUUCAGCCUCGCCAGGCCACUGUUGCCAUUCUGGUUGUGGGCGAUACUGUCCUCGAGGCCGACUGGCAGGGCAUUAUCCGCGUGCAGGAUGUCCGUGCUACCGAGAAGGACCGUGUCAAGAUAUAUGAGAGCUUCCGUCCCGGCGACAUUGUUCGAGCCCAAGUGAUUUCGCUAGGUGAUCAGGCUAACUACUACCUUGCCACUGCCAGCAACGAGCUCGGUGUCAUCAUGGCCACCAGCGAAGCUGGAAACACCAUGUUCCCCGUCAGCUGGAAGGAGUACAAAGAUCCAGAAACUGGUCUCAGUGAGGCGAGGAAGGUGGCAAAGCCCUUCUGAGCAACCUUGGAUAGCGGUUGAAAUCACCUGCAGUUCG
This is a messenger RNA of Microdochium trichocladiopsis, 928 nucleotides long. RefSeq lists its product as uncharacterized. The record is from RefSeq and is a predicted model, not a curated record. Gene Ontology annotation, cellular component: cytoplasm; nuclear exosome (RNase complex). The transcript has 2 exons. The coding region runs from base 268 to 891 and encodes 207 amino acids. Gene Ontology annotation, molecular function: RNA binding. Lineage: Eukaryota; Fungi; Ascomycota; Sordariomycetes; Xylariales; Microdochiaceae. Gene Ontology annotation, biological process: RNA processing.